Molecule: messenger RNA, 1120 nt
Organism: Camarhynchus parvulus
Lineage: Eukaryota; Metazoa; Chordata; Aves; Passeriformes; Thraupidae
Gene: HOGA1
Product: 4-hydroxy-2-oxoglutarate aldolase 1
Exons: 7
Coding region: 1-1002 (333 amino acids)
Biological process (GO): N-acetylneuraminate catabolic process
Molecular function (GO): N-acetylneuraminate lyase activity; 4-hydroxy-tetrahydrodipicolinate synthase activity
Source: RefSeq, a predicted model, not a curated record
AUGGCACUCAGCACCCGCCUGGCCGCCUCCCUCCGGCCCGCCCUGGCAGCUCUGCGCCGGGCAGCCCCCAGGCACUGCCGGGGGCUCAGCACCCCGCAGGGAUCAGAGCUCUCAUUCAAUCUCGGGGGCAUCUUCCCACCGCUCGCCACCCCUUUCUCGCCCACACAGGAGGUGGACUAUGGCCAGCUGGAGGGGAACCUGCGCCGCUACGCCCGCAUCCCCUUCCGAGGGCUGGUGGCACUGGGCUCCAACGGGGAGUAUCCGUACCUGGCAUCCCGUGAGAGGGUGGAGGUGGUGAGCUGCGUGCGCCGGGCUCUGCCCAGGGACCGCUUGCUGCUGGCUGGCUCGGGCUGUGAAUCCACCCAGGCCACCAUCGAGCUGACAGUCAGCAUGGCAGAGGCGGGGGCUGACGUGGCGCUGGUAGUGACACCCUGCUAUUACCGGGGGGCCAUGACCACUGCUGCCCUGAUCCAUCACUACACAGAGGUUGGCGAUGCAUCCCCCAUCCCUGUGGUGCUGUACAGUGUCCCUGCCAACACCGGCCUGGACCUGCCCAUGGAGGCUGUCAUCACCCUGGCUCAGCACCCCAACAUCAUUGGGAUCAAGGACAGCGGUGGGGACAUCACCCGCAUGGGGCUGAUGGUCCACAAGACAAGGCAGGAGGAUUUCCAGGUGCUGGCAGGAUCAGCUGGCUUCCUGCUGGCAAGCUACACUGUGGGUGCCUCUGGGGGUGUGUGUGCCCUCGCCAAUGUUCUGGGUGACCCAUUGUGUCAGCUGGACCACCUGUGCCGCACGGGGCAGUGGCAGGAGGCCCGUGACCUGCAGCACCGCCUCAUCGAGCCCAACACAGCGGUCACCCGCCGGUUUGGGAUCCCGGGGCUGAAGAAGGCCAUGGAAUGGUUUGGCUACUAUGGAGGUCCCUGCCGUGCCCCCCUGGCCCCUCUGAGCCCUGCCCAGGUUGAAGAGCUGAGGAGCACCUUCAGUGCCAAUGGCUGGUUGUGAGCUGUUCUCCAUCUGCCCCUUCCCACACUGGGCAGGUACAGGAGUCAGGGACCCUGGGAACUGGGGACAUCCUGGGGACGCUGGGAGGUGGCCAGGAGAAGGCUGCCAUAUUACUCUU